AUGAGCGACGGCAACCCUCCCCCAGUCACAACAGGGCCAGCCAGUCUUCCAUCACCCAAUCCCACAGCAUCGUUUUGGCAAACAUGCCAUCCCAACAAAAUUGCAGACCACCGCUCGACGCCGGAUCUCCCAUCCAAGGCGGCCGUGGUGGUCAUCGGCACAGGCAUGUCAGGGACUUUCGCCGUAGACGAGCUGCUUCGUCAAUUACACCCCGACAAAGACAAAGACUCUAAUCCAAAACACCACCACAACAAUAACAGCGACGACGAGGUCGAGGUCGAGCUUCUAGUGCUAGAGGCCAGGACUACAUGUUCUGCCGCUACAGGCCGGAAUGGCGGCCACUUACAACCAGUCAUCCACGCCGAAAGCAGCCCCAUCAUCGACUUUGAACUCCGCAAUUUUCGACAUAUCGAAAGUCUGGUUCGCGACAACGACAUCCCCUGCGACUUCCGCAGGCUUCGUGGAUGCGUCGCGUUUUGGAACAAGGAAUAUUUCGAAGAAGCCAAAGCUGCUCUAGGGGAGCCCACAUCUGCAGCUGUCGGGCAUGUUCGUCCAGAUUCAACGUCCGACACGCCAGCUCCAUCGCAAACCCAGCCAGCAGCACCGGUGGCGGCCAUCACCAGCCCCCAGCAUCGCAAACUAGUGCACGUCGUUGAAGAUGCACACGAGUUAAGACAGCUCAGACUCCAACCAGGCGCCGUGGGCGCCAUUGUGCAGGAAGUUGCGGCGUCGUUGAGCCCUUACAAGCUCGUCAUUUGGAUGUGGGAGCGGCUACUCGAAAGGUUUGAUGAGGGGGUAUUGAAUCUCCAGACCAAGACAGCCGUCACAGCUAUUGAGAGACAGCAUGCAACAACUGUGCCAGGCAACCAUAUCAAUCCGGAGUUCAACUGGCUAGUCCGUACGACUCGCGGCCCCGUCCAAGCUAGACAUGUCAUUAUUACAACAAAUGCAUACACCUCGCACAUCCUACCGGAAUUCAGCACCUUGAUAUCUCCUGUCCAGGCGCAAAUGUCGGCUCUUAUUCCGCCUCGCCACUCUCCCUUCUCGACAGGCCGUCUUCUUCCCAUGAGUUAUGGCUUCAAUGGCAUCGGCAGUCAAGAUAGGGUCAUGGGGGAUUAUCUCGUGCAGAAUCCGCAUGUGGACAAAAGCAACCGGGGAGCAGGCGGUGGCGGCCAUCUCAUGUUAGGCGGCGGGAGACACCUUCCUCCGCGGAACGGAGUGGGCGUGAGCGACGAUUCCUACGUGGACAAGACGGUCGAACUAUAUCUUCGCAGUCUACCUGAACGAUUGGACCUAGGCCCCGAAAGAGACGUGUCAGGUUCUGCGCACCAGUCAUCCUCUUCUCCUGGCAUGCUCGACAUUGCGGCUUCCUGGACCGGCAUCAUCGGGUCCAGCGUCGACGGGCAUCCCUGGGUCGGUCCGGUGCCUGGAUCGCCGGGCCUUUUUCUGUGUGCUGGAUACUCUGGUCAUGGAAUGACCAAUGCUGGCCUUUGCGGACGACAUGUAGCUGGGCUGGUUGGGGCCAGUCUAAACCCAAGGCAGCCGACGACACCGGGCAGCAGCAACAACUGGGAUCUUCCGAGCCAAUACAUUCUCACCAGACAGAGAAUGGACGCUGCCUUGGGCAAAGCGAAGCAAGCUAAGCUAUAG
This is a messenger RNA of Exophiala dermatitidis NIH/UT8656, 1650 nucleotides long. RefSeq lists its product as uncharacterized. Lineage: Eukaryota; Fungi; Ascomycota; Eurotiomycetes; Chaetothyriales; Herpotrichiellaceae. Gene Ontology annotation, cellular component: cytoplasm. The record is from RefSeq and is a predicted model, not a curated record. Gene Ontology annotation, molecular function: oxidoreductase activity. The transcript has a single exon. Bases 1 to 1650 code for a protein of 549 amino acids.